AUGAUAACCGGCUCGUCGCAAAUGUCGACGAAGGAGCUGACCACUCCGAGUUCCAUCUUCCGCUACCUGGUCCUCCUGAUCAGCUUCUCUUCUGUGAUCGCUCAAUUCAAACCAAUCAACGGAGUCUACGUGUCAAGAGAUGAAAUUCAGAAUAAAGAGGUAGGCAGAUUUGACGAAAGUCUAGUUUGACCAUAGGAUCCUGUGAGAACUUGAGAAAACACUAUUGAAAAUUCGAAAUUUUUCCACCCUAGGCCGGCCCGUGACGGUUAUAACAUUGACCGUUUAGAAAACAAUUAGUCGACCAGUUUCCUUUUCUUUACCUCAGUCGGACAAAAACAGCGUCUUGUACAAAUGUUUGCUUUCAGGUGCUCGGUGUCAUCACAGGCUUUGGAGUUCUUGUUGUCGCUACCCGGUCAAAACUCCAUUUUUUCGAGGAUAACGAGGAACGUAAGUGAUAUUCUUUGCUCACAACUUCCGGUUGACGCAUCAGUUGUAGGCAGAACAGUUGGCCAAGUCGCACUCGAUAUGCAACCACGGACUCGAUUUCUGGAACUCAAGUUGUUCUCAAAAUCGGAAAUUUUCUAUUGUGAUGAACUUGCUUGCGGGUGAGUUGGUUUCAAAUUGAAGAAAAAUCAAGCCAAAAUUCUAUUGUUUUCAGACUUUGCACCCAUUCCGGAGUGACAUCAUCAUGUUCCACAAUUGCACUCAACGAGGAUGAACCGAAAAUAUUGGAGAUCUUUAGCGCGUCGGCUGUCAAAAUGGAAAACAUGGAACAAUUGAUGCUCACAAUAUCUUUCCGGAAUGUGGAGGGAACUUCCAAGAUGAUGAUUCUCAGAUAUAAUGCUCAAGACAACGGGUAAAUCUUUGAGGGUUUACACAAGAAUUUGCAUGAUUCCUUCAGAAAUGUGAUCCCUGUUGCGUACUACUCUGAAGCAAGUUUCAUCCACGAACAAGAUGUUCUUACUGGCUUUGAGAGGGACGGUUUUGUUUAUUUUGUGACCACUUCGGUGCAAAUCUUCGAACCCGACGUUUUCCUUCAUGACCAGUCAAACAAUCAAGUCGUUGUCACCAAAAUUAUUAGGUACUUGUAAUAACGGCGUUCAGUUCAUUUUGUAAAACAUAAUUUGCAGACUGUGCUCAGCCGAUCAGACUCCUGACUUGGCAUCGAAGAUUUCGGUUUUGGUGGGGUGCGAUCAGCAAUGUAAGUGUUUUUUCUCGAAAAUCUUCUCAGGACAUCAUUAUAAUUUCAGAUCACAACAUGACUUCAAGAGGUGAAGCUGCAGUCUAUGACAGUGCCGCCGGACAAGUGAAUGUUAUGAUGUUCAACCAGACAUCCAUGGUACAAACUAGAAACGUUUCUGCUUUUGUAAAUCCUCACUUUUCAGGGUCAUGUGAUGUGUCGGUUUAAACUUUCAAACCUCGAAAAGCGAUUCAGCAACGUCUGGAGCACUUGUCAAGAAGUUUCCUUCAACGAGAUCGCUGCCAAGACGAACAAAUGCAAAUAUCCAUCGAUAUUCGAAGUUAUGCGGAAAAAGAAAGGAUGUUUGAUCUACAGUCGUCUUGAUGAUGAAUCCUCCCCGACACUAUGCGCGAGGUUUGGGGUAUGUUCCCUUUUCUCGAUAUUCCUUUUAAUUUUUGUUUGUUCGUUCUCAGAGAGAACAAUCAUUGGAAAACUGCGAGCUGCACAAGGUCAAAAGUGACACGUAUCGAUAUGGAUGGCUAGAGGAUUACAACGUCUUGCAAGGCGAACUCAUGUUGAAGUGAGCGAACAUUUUCACCAUACAUGUGAUUGUACGGCCCGGCCCGGCGGCCCCAAUCCUGCUAGACGAUCGUAACUUUUGGCAUUACAUAGAUAUUUUACGGCCUGACAACUAUGUAUUUUCACCAUUAAAUUUUUUUUUUCAGAAUUCCUGUGAAUUCUUUCUGGAAUCGUGUCGAGUCAUUGAUCAUCGAUGGAAAAGCAUAUUUCGCAUCGGUUGGUGGUGGAAACGGUGUGGCAGACGUAAUUAGAGUGAGUUUGAAGCAUAAUUAGACUCCUUAAAAGUUCUGAUUUCAGUUUUCUGCUUCUGAAAGUGCGGAAUUCCUGCAAAACUGGCGGACAAACAUCAGCAGUGCGGAAAGGUUUUCAAUCGCAAAGAUCCAAGAGAACCGGCUGCUUUACGCCACCGUAGAAGGAGUAAGCUUAUACUCUCUACUAAAAAAAAUUUUCCAAAAGCCAAUGUUUCAGCUGCAAACUGUUCUCAUUUCCUGCAAAGAUCUAUAUCCGAACUGCAAUGCACUUCGUAUGGGAGGCUGGAAGGAUCCUUUGGACUGCUCCUUCUGUGCCGAUACAACUCCAUUUCACACUGUCACAUCAUCGGAGGCCAAGCUGUGCACCAAUAACAUUAAAUACGAAUGUCCUCCUGACAUGCGUUGGGUACGCAAAGCAAUCCUAGAAAUUUAAAGAACAUCAGUUAAUUUCAGAUUCAUAAAUACAACAACAACUCCGGGUUCACAGCUCUCGGAGAAGGAUUCAAAGCUUUGAAGAACCCAAAAUUGAAUGCCUGCGGAACAAACUGUGAAGUCACUCUCGUGGAAGCGUCGAGCAUUCAAUGUGAUACAAGCCCCAACGAUGUGAUUGACAAUAAUUGUCAGAAGAUUCACUUGAGCGGAAUGAUUGACGGAAAGAACUACACAUUUCCAUUUGAUUACACGCAGUCGGACCGUGGAACGCAAACUGACGUCAAGAAUGCCGCUUCAGAAGACAAGAGGGGAAGCAGUCCGUGAGUCAUUCGAACCUGUAAAGCUUUCGGGAUAAUUAAUGUUUUUCAGAGGCUGGAAAGUUGCAAUCGCAAUCAUAUCUGUCAUGACUAUCAUUGUGAUUGUCGCCUUGAUUGUGUACUACAUGAGGAAUCGUUUCCCCCGCAUCAAAACUCAUGUGCGACCACCAAUGGGUCAGAGAGUAGAGAACGAGUACGAUCUUGGUCACAUGCCCGGAAGGACUGCACAGUUGGCCGUGAAUGGAGACAGUUAUGUGAAAGUGUUUAGGUAUUUUAUUUCAUUUCAAUUGAACUAAUUUCUGAAGAAAUACUGUUCAGGAGCAUGCGCCCGGAGCUCAAGAUCGAUUUCAAAAAUUUGCGAGUUGACAAGUUCGAGUCCAUUGGCCAAGGUCAUUACGGAGUUGUCUACAAAGCCGUAUAUGCCCCACCAAAGGGAAUCGAAGAAAAAGUUGUGUGCAAAUACCUGAAAGAUGGAAAAAUAUCUGAGUUCUACGAUGAAGCUCGUACGAUGUCCGAAUUCGACCACCCGAACAUCCUGAAUCUGAUCGGGGUGGCUCUCGACGAUGUUUCUCAUUUACCGAUCAUUGUAACCGAGUACAUGGCCGGAGGAGACCUACACAGUUUCAUUUCAAACGAGGGAAACACCAUCAAAAUGAGAGAUUUGUUUGAGUUUGCCUACGAUAUUGCCAAAGGAAUGGACUAUCUCCAUUCGAAAAAGUUUAUUCAUCGUGAUCUAGCCUGCCGAAAUUGCCUGUAAGAAUCUCGGAACAUUUUUCCAACUAUAACAUACAUUUAUAGUUUGGAUGAUCGUCAACGUGUCAAAAUCGCAGAUUUUGGACUGUGUCGAAAAGUGGACAUCGAGACGGAACUGUAUGUCCAACUACACGAGCGCGACUUGCCAGUUCGUUGGUUCCCGCCGGAGAUUGUUGAAAGAGGGGUGAGUCUAGUUUGAUGACGAACGGAUUAUAUCUAUUACCAACCGAGAUUUCCGUCGCAAAACAAAGCAAUGAUUUAUUUUUCUAUUUUCCAGUUUGGCGUUACAUCCGAUAUCUGGUCUUUCGGUAUUGUUAUCUGGGAAUUGUUCACUCGUGGAGGAACGCCGUACAACAAGAUGGUCAGCUGGUCCUUGAUCUUGCCUUGGCUGAAGGAAUCGGAAACAAACCGAUUGCCUAAACCGCCAUAUUGCCCCGAGAAAUUGUUAGUUAUCCCGUUGUUUUCUUGUAAAUACAAAAAAAAAACGUUUUUUUAAGGUAUACCGAUGUGAUGUUGGUGUGCUGGCGAGCGGAUCCAGCCGAACGACCGCCGUUCAGCGAGUUGGUGCGCAUCAUUCCGGACGUGGUCAAGUACAUGGAAGGAUACGAUCGCUCACAGUUACAUGCUGGUUAUGAGCGAGUAAGUAGUAGGUGCUGCUUGCUUUCUUUGUUCCCUCACCCCCUCAACAACUGGGUUUGGUUUCAUUUUGAGCGGUCAUCUGUUUUGAUUUUCUUUUCAUUCUGGUAUUUUGAUUAAAGGAGGCCUGUCACUAAAAAAUAAGUUAAACUAAUUAUAUCACUGAAAAGAGCCUCCAAAAAUUACAUUAGGUUUUUCUGUCAAAUAUCAUAUUUAGGUGAUGAUCUGGGUCCUAAGAGCACUUUCCUUCGCUUAUAUCUCGAUAUCCGUAAUUAUUAUUAUGAGCAGGUCAACUAAGAAGUUGUUAGAAAUUUUGAGUUUAACGAAUUCAGACCCUAAAUACGAUUAUUGAGAAAAACAGUGUACUGCAACCUGAUGUAACUUUUGACGUUCUAUCCAAUUUUUUAAGUGACCUGUGCACUUUUUUUUUAGUGAGAGACCUCCUUUGAGUAACCAACUCACUUGUUCUACUCCAUUCACAACUCAAUUUCUAAUCCCCUUUAAACUAUGUACGCGUUGCACUUGUCAAAUUUCGAAUGUUUUUAGGUGUCUGACCUUGUCACCUCGCGACCGAGCAUCUCCCAUCUAUCAGAAUGA
Molecule: messenger RNA, 4745 nt
Organism: Caenorhabditis sp. 36 PRJEB53466
Lineage: Eukaryota; Metazoa; Nematoda; Chromadorea; Rhabditida; Rhabditidae
Source: the annotation of a GenBank genome assembly